Pneumocystis jirovecii RU7 is the source of this 471-nucleotide messenger RNA. RefSeq lists its product as uncharacterized. Gene Ontology annotation, molecular function: transcription coactivator activity. Gene Ontology annotation, cellular component: DUBm complex; SAGA complex. Bases 1 to 471 code for a protein of 156 amino acids. Gene Ontology annotation, biological process: regulation of transcription by RNA polymerase II; positive regulation of DNA-templated transcription. Lineage: Eukaryota; Fungi; Ascomycota; Pneumocystomycetes; Pneumocystales; Pneumocystaceae. The record is from RefSeq and is a predicted model, not a curated record. The transcript is spliced from 3 exons.
AUGGAAUUAAUUAUUGACAUUGCACUUUCAGCACACAAAAAAGAAGUCUUUUCACGCCGCAAAUGCCUACGCUGCAACAAAUUCUGUCAUUUUUAUUCAAUAAAGCCAGGAAGAGAUAUUUUUGGAAAGCCUUAUCAAACGCCAUCAACUGCGCCGUAUAUUUCAUGUACUAUUUGUAAAAGAGAAGUAGCAGCAGGUCGUUACGUUCCACAUCUUGAAAAAUGUUUUGGAAGUGGUCGUCUAAGUGGUCGCUUAGCACAACAAAGGGUAAAUGUAUAUAAUGCGUCUAUGUCAUCAUAUGCAAAUGAUGCUGAUAAUGAUAUUUCUUCUUCAGAAGAAAUACAUCAUAAAAAAAAGAAGCGCCGCCAUGGCAAUGGAUCUGGAAAGUCAGGAUCAGGAAAAUCAUCACAUUUAAAGACAAAAAAAACUAUAAUUACAUCUAAUAGCUCAGACACUGAUUUACAAUCAUGA